AUGAACAGGUUGGAUCCGCUGAGUGAGUUACCAGAGUUCUUUGGAGGCGCUUGCACUUGUGAAGACAAAGGAGGUUGUAUGCGCACUGACAAAGGUCCAUGGAAUGAUCCUGAGGUUCUCAAGGUGGCUAUAAACCGCGAAGCUAAGUGCGCACCUAUUUCGGAAGAUGAACACGAGCAUGUUGACCAAGGAAGAUCAGUUUCAGUUUCUAAAUGUGUUGAGAAAAACAAUAAGAAAAUGGAUGAAGACAUUGCGCAUGGGAAGCAAAUUGCAACCAUUGUCAAGUCCAUUGAUGUGACAUGGCCUGCAAAAAAUCAGAAAGCCGAAAAUUUUCCUAUCUCCAAAAGGUUAGAGUGUAACGUGAGGAAGGGGGCACCGAAGAAAGAGGGUGGAUCACUUGUGGGAGGGGUCAUGGCCUUUGUGAUGGGAAUUGUUGCAAUGGUUAGACUAUCGAAAGACGUUCCAAAACUCACCGAGGCUGUUAUAUAUGGAGACUCAGUUUGUUAUGAAGAAUCUAGGUCCAAGAAAACUAAAGUUCAAUUUGCAACACCAGUCUCGAGUUCUGAGUAUAUGUUGAUGAUGAAACGUAUGGCUGCGCUGGAAGAAAAGUGCAUGUUCCUUGAUUUGAAACCGGCUGAUAUGGAAUCUGAAAAGGAGGAGAAACUUCAGACCGCGCUUAACCGUGUUCAAGUGCUUGAGCAAGAGUUGACUCAGACAAAGAAGGCUUUACAGGAAACUCUCAUGAGCCAGAAGGAGAUUCUGGCAUACAUUGAGAAAAAAAAAAGAAGAAGAAGAAGCUGUUUUUUCGGUUCUAAAUGUGCAAAGAUAAAGAAGAUGAUAUCACAAAACAAGAGGCUGGAUCAGAGAAAGUUUGUUUGUAUAUUUUGUUUUUCAAAUGAGAAACAUGUUCAUCUGAAAAACAACUGA
Molecule: messenger RNA, 927 nt
Organism: Raphanus sativus (radish)
Lineage: Eukaryota; Viridiplantae; Streptophyta; Magnoliopsida; Brassicales; Brassicaceae
Product: phosphatidylinositol/phosphatidylcholine transfer protein SFH1-like
Exons: 7
Coding region: 1-927 (308 amino acids)
Source: RefSeq, a predicted model, not a curated record